This is a messenger RNA of Triplophysa dalaica, 2085 nucleotides long. RefSeq names its product forkhead box D1 (gene foxd1). Lineage: Eukaryota; Metazoa; Chordata; Actinopteri; Cypriniformes; Nemacheilidae. Gene Ontology annotation, biological process: cell differentiation; anatomical structure morphogenesis; regulation of transcription by RNA polymerase II. The transcript has a single exon. The record is from RefSeq and is a predicted model, not a curated record. Bases 533 to 1576 code for a protein of 347 amino acids. Gene Ontology annotation, molecular function: RNA polymerase II cis-regulatory region sequence-specific DNA binding; DNA-binding transcription factor activity, RNA polymerase II-specific.
CGUGUUAGUGCGCUGAGCUUCAUCCGAAUCAAUAGGCUAUAAGAAGACUGUAGCAUUUUAUCCAGGAUAUGGACAAUUCCAUGAAAUCAUCGAAUAAGUAAACGAUAGCCACUAAAGAUAGAGCUACACGGUCGUUUGAGAUAUUUUCGUAAGAUCGUUUUCUCCUUGAUAUAUUUUAUCUCCUCAAUAUCAUUGCAAUGGUGACGCGUUCGUGUCAUGUGAUCAGGGGUAGUAUAAAACGCAAGGAAAGAUCCGCCCUCUUUGGAAUCCUGGUUUGGCCUUUAGGAGGGUCUACUCCGAUACUCCCCCGGUAGAAUAAGCGUGUGGAUGUUGGGAUCUAGGCGACCUCAUCAUUCAGAGCCGAAAUUAAUCCAUUGAAAGCCUAUGGCACCAGUGACACACUGGCACGUCCCCUCUGCCUCUCGCGCAUCUGCUCAACGCGUCUUAUGAGUUCUCUCAUGAGCGCAGGUACCACGCAGGCUCAACACACCCAGCGCUUCUCCGCCGUAGCCCAUCAGGGAGCGAGAGAGCCAUGACUUUGAGCUCCGAGAUGUCGGAUGCGUCUGUGCUCUCAGAGGAGACCGACAUCGACGUGGUUGGUGAGGGAGAUGAUGGUGACGGGCACACGCGCUCCUACGUGGACGAAGUUGCUCAGAUGCACGACGAGAUUCUGCUCAGUGGUUCCCCACCCUGCGUGGAUGGCACCACCGCACGGGACCAGUACAAGCCAGCGACUAAAAACACCCUGGUGAAACCCCCAUACUCCUACAUCGCACUCAUCACCAUGGCAAUCCUCCAAAGUCCCAAGAAGCGUCUGACACUCAGCGAGAUCUGUGACUUCAUCAGUAACAGAUUUCCAUACUAUCGGGAAAAGUUCCCAGCGUGGCAAAAUUCGAUCCGCCACAACUUAUCAUUAAAUGACUGUUUCGUCAAGAUACCACGGGAGCCCGGGAACCCUGGGAAAGGCAACUACUGGACACUGGACCCAGAGUCAGCAGACAUGUUUGAUAACGGGAGCUUUCUGCGGCGCCGGAAACGCUUUAAACGCCAGCAGGCACCUGAACUUCUCCGCGAUCACGGUGGCUUUCUCCCCGCGGCCGCUGCGUACGGCUACGGACCUUACGGUUGCGGAUACGGUCUACAGCUUCAGUCCUAUCACGCACAUUCUGCGAUUCUUGCCUUUCAGCAGCAACAGCAGCCGCCGCCCGCGUCCCGGCAUCAUCAUAGCGGAACUCUCAUCCCCGCGCCUUCUCUCAUGCCAACCACUACGGAGCUCACCCGUUCCCGAUUCUAUCCUCCUCUAAGUCCCGGCCUUACGUCCCCUAUACAGACAGCGGCUAAGUCCCCGGCUCACCGUUCACCCUUUUCCAUAGACAGCAUAAUUGGGAGCUCUUUAAGCCCCGCGCAAUCGCACUGUGGCUCACGGACUUCCCCGGUGGUGCCGAUGCUGCCGCCGGCCAUCGUGUCUCAGCACUCACCAAAUCCACCACAUCCACUACCGGGAAUCUUGCACGGACCAACGUCUUUACACGAAACCUACGCAAAUCGGAUUGUCAGUGGCACAAGUGGCUGUUAAUUUCUUAUCUGAACUUCAAUUUUUUUAAAGCGAUACACUCCUAUGUUUAAGGUAGGCUUAUUUUUGUAUUGAUUUGUUUCUUUGUUAAAAGCAGCUGAAUGUUGGACAAUAACACUUUCGUGCCUAUAUUCCAGCUGUACAAUAAGAAAUAUAUAUUUAUGUUAACAUUAUUAGUUAAAUCUAAUUUCUACCCCCACGAACUUUUCGUUGUCAAUGUGGUAACAUUGUGGUAAUCACUGCACAGAGCGUCUCAGGACAACAUGUUUGAACAGGCUAUCCAAUAAAUUGUUUAAUGUCUAAAAACGAUAUAUUAUGUUUUCUAGUUUGGCAAUUUUUAAUUUGUACUUUGUAAUGACAAUUCAGGAGGAUUAAAAUCGAGCUUUUUCUACAACGUGUACUUCUCAGUAGCCUAAUAAACAAUGUACAUUCUUUGAUAUUGUAUACUCGGAGUGUGAUAUUUUUUACACGGUCUGUUUUUCAUUAAUAAUAAAUAUUGUUUUACAAAGCAA